Molecule: messenger RNA, 1215 nt
Organism: Impatiens glandulifera
Lineage: Eukaryota; Viridiplantae; Streptophyta; Magnoliopsida; Ericales; Balsaminaceae
Product: E3 ubiquitin-protein ligase SIRP1-like
Exons: 1
Coding region: 1-1083 (360 amino acids)
Biological process (GO): protein ubiquitination
Cellular component (GO): cytoplasm
Molecular function (GO): ubiquitin protein ligase activity
Source: RefSeq, a predicted model, not a curated record
AUGGAUGGAGGAGUGGGCGUGAAUAGGUAUUGGUGUUACAAUUGUGAACAUGUUAUAAAUCCAAUCAGGAUCGGGGCUGAGAUGGUCCAAUGCCCAUUAUGUCAAGGUGGAUUUGUAGAAGAUAUAGCCUCCUCCGGCGUGGUUGACUCUUCAUCUUCCUCCUCUAGGGAAGAAGAUUUCUCAGAUUUCUUAGGAACAGCGGGAUCUGGAGGAUCUGAAUCUGAUCGGGCGCUCUCCCUUUGGGCGCCCAUCUUGCUAGGCAUGAUGAGCAAUCCGAGGCGUAGAAGGAGGUUAAGACGAAGACUUGAAUUAGCAGAUGAAGAAGAUGAUGAAAACAACAACAACAAUCAGAGUCAUCAUGAGGUUGAAUCGAUUGACCCGAGAAGGAGGAGGAGGAGCUCCGCCACGAUUCUUCAACUCCUCCAAGGAAUUCGAGCAGGGAUGUUAUCAGAAGCAGACAACAACAGAAGGAGGGAAUCAUCCGAUCGAGAGAAUUCCAUCUUGAUCAACCCGUUUGACCAUUCUAUCAUACUAAACGGUCCUUCGUUCGGUUCGGAAAACAGGAACCAUAACCAUCGAAUUGGGUCUUUGGGCGAUUACUUUGUUGGACCAGGGCUAGACUUAUUGCUGCAACACUUGGCGGAAAACGACCCUAAUCGAUACGGGACCCCACCUGCUCAGAAAGCGGUGGUGGAAACUAUGCCGAGCGUGAGAAUAAAUGAUAACUUGUCGCAGUGUUCAGUCUGUUUGGAUGAUUUCGAGGUUGGUAAGGAAGCAAAAGAAAUGCCUUGUAAGCAUAAGUUCCAUAGUGGAUGUAUUCUCCCUUGGCUUGAGCUUCAUAGCUCAUGUCCGGUUUGCAGGUAUCAACUUCCUUUGGAUGAACCAAAAGUUGAUAAUAAUGAUAUUAUGGCUGCUGCUGCUGUUGAUGUCAAUGGAGGAGUCGAUGAUGGAAACAGGAGGCGUUUCUCGAUGCCUAUACCGUGGCCUCUCAGUAGUUUGUUUUCAUCGCCUUCCUCUUCCAGCCUCGGUAGCACUUCUCGUACUGAUGAGAAUAACAAUAACAACAACAACAAUGAGAAUUGAGUGUUAUGUUAGAAUGUUCUUUUUCAAUGUCUCAAACCUGUUCACUACCAUAUCUAUUGGGUUAUUUUUUCUUGGACGAUAUGUACAUAUUAUUAUGUUUUAUUUGCUGACAUCCAAAACAAUAUUCUUGCU